CGCUACCUCCGUACACUCUUGUCUCGCCGUCUCUGAACUCCAAUUGACACCUGUGCUGCCUCCCUCUGCUAUCCUCCUCCUCCUCCCGCUGUCGACACAUUCCGAUCCCACAGCACACAGGCACCCUUCCGCCACACAGACACACACGAGCACCUCGCCGCCGCUGCCGACCAUGGCCGAGUCGAAGGAGUUCACGUACUCCGAUGUCAGCGAGCACACAUCGAAGAAGGAUCUGUACAUGGUGAUCCACGACAAGGUAUACAACACGUCGAGCUUCGUAGAUGAGCACCCAGGUGGUGAAGAGGUCCUGCUUGAUGUCGGCGGGCAGGAUGCCACCGAGGCCUUUGAAGACGUGGGACACAGCGACGAGGCUCGAGAGAUCCUGGAUGGCUUACUGAUUGGUACCCUCAAGCGACAGGCGGGCGAUCCACAACCCAAGACUGCAGCGCAACAAGUCGCGGAUGCUCGCAAGUCCUCCACUGCCUCUGGUGGACUCGGCGCUGGGGUGUACGCCGUUGUUCUCGUUGGAGCCGCCCUUGCAUUUUUCGCCUACCAGCAACUCCAGUCGAGCCAGAAUAAGUCGUAGAAAGGCUGCGAGGUAUGCCGAAAGAGCAGAAGUCAGAAAGCUCCUGCCAAUACAAAUCCAAUUAGUACCACUGCACCAGCGGUGAAACAUGUUGAUAUAGGUCGGAAACGCUGGCGUUUGUUCAUGAAUUGCAUCUUAUCACACUCAAACAACGACUGAGCGGAGCGGGGACCACUGCGAUAGACCUUUGUCAAUUUCGAAGCAACACUGAAUAAUCUUCACUGUCACGUCUUGCGCCGCCUCACGGCUUACGGCCUACAGCUACGAACACAACGCCCUCUAGCUCGCCUGGCGACGCUGGACAGUAUACUCUUUCCGUCCAUCCGUCAAUCACCUCUCUCAGUUUCGUCACACCUCUUGUCGCCGACCCAGUCGCUUCAAGCCUGAUUGACCAUAUAAGGCAGGCAUCUGUACCAUCAAAAGAUGGAUUAUAGCGGAAUCAAAA
Sphaerulina musiva SO2202 is the source of this 1031-nucleotide messenger RNA. RefSeq names its product cytochrome b5. The transcript is spliced from 3 exons. Gene Ontology annotation, cellular component: intracellular membrane-bounded organelle; endoplasmic reticulum membrane. The record is from RefSeq and is a predicted model, not a curated record. NCBI's taxonomy places the organism in Eukaryota, Fungi, Ascomycota, Dothideomycetes, Mycosphaerellales, Mycosphaerellaceae. Gene Ontology annotation, molecular function: heme binding. The coding region runs from base 173 to 586 and encodes 137 amino acids. Gene Ontology annotation, biological process: sterol biosynthetic process.